UACAGACCUUGAAAAAAUGUCAUGCAGUAAACAUGUAAUUCCAGAAUUAGAAAUCAUGUUCAGCAGGUCUCAUUUCCAUGUGCCUAACGAAACUAUAAGCGUCAUUCAUGAGUUUGUCAAUUUACCUGAACCUAAAAAUGAAACAACUUUGG
Messenger RNA from Racocetra persica, 152 nucleotides. The record is from the annotation of a GenBank genome assembly. Lineage: Eukaryota; Fungi; Glomeromycota; Glomeromycetes; Diversisporales; Gigasporaceae.